Molecule: messenger RNA, 2424 nt
Organism: Sorghum bicolor (sorghum)
Lineage: Eukaryota; Viridiplantae; Streptophyta; Magnoliopsida; Poales; Poaceae
Product: cysteine-rich receptor-like protein kinase 10
Exons: 6
Coding region: 121-2292 (723 amino acids)
Biological process (GO): protein phosphorylation
Molecular function (GO): protein kinase activity; ATP binding
Source: RefSeq, a predicted model, not a curated record
GCUGACUAGUCAAAGCCACACGAAAUACUUUCCAAAAUCGUUAAAACAAGGUAUAACCCACACAAGCAACGGACCGACGGUCCCAGGCAGCUCAGAGGAGACUCAUUUCUGCAGCAAACAAUGGUUGGUGCCCACUCUAUUGUCGCCGUUGCCGCCGUACUCGCCGUCGUUCUGCCGCUCACCGCGGCCCAACCGUACCGGUCCUCGACAUGUGCAGGCGGCACCUACGCGGCCAACGGCACCUACCAAGCCAACCUCCAGCUCGUUGCCGCGGCGCUCCCCGCCAACGCCUCGGCCACGCCGGCCGGCUUCGCCACGGGCACCGUUGGUGCGUUGCCUAACCAGAUCUCCGCGCUGGCGCUGUGCCGCGGCGACACGGACGCACCAGCCUGCCGCGCGUGCGUCGCCGACGCGUUCCCCGGCGCGCAGCAGGACUGCCCGAGCAGCAAGGACGUCACCGUCUACCAGGACGCCUGCGUCGUUCGCUUCUCAGACCAGCAGUUCCUGGACUUCCCCGGCGUGAACUCGCCCUACGCCGUGUCGUCGUGGGACUCGGACAACCUCACGGUUCCCGCGGCCUGGUUUGACGCCGCCGUCGCGGCGCUCAUGAACGCCACGGUCGACCGCGCUGUGAGUGUGAGUGUGACCGCGGCAAGCAGCAGCAGCAACUCCUCCUCCGCCAGGAAGUAUUUCGCGACGGGCGUGGAGGACUUCGACGCCGAGCACUACCCGAAAAUCUACGGGCUGGCGCAGUGCGUGCCGGACAUGACGGUGGUGCAGUGCCGGGGCUGCCUUGGGAGCCUCGUCGCGUCGAUGCCGGGGUUCCUGGACGGGAAGCCCGCGGGGAGAUCGCUUGGUGUGUGGUGUAACUUGAGGUACAGCGUGAGUCCGUUCUACGCGGGCCCUGCGAUGCUGCACCUCGCGGCGCCGGCGCCGGCGCCUGCACCAACGGCUGUGCCCUCAGUUGUUACUCCAAAGAACGGAGCAGUGCUUGCAGGGAGGAGGAGGAGGAGGAGAGCAGCAGGAAUCGCCGCCGGGGUCGCUGGUUUCGUCGCGUUGGUAAUGCUAUUUUCAGGUGUCGCUCUGGUUCGCUUCAGGAGAAAGAUUGCCGAAAAGAAUGGUAGCUGUCGCUCAGCGUUGGAGAAAAUUGGCAGAGCGAAGUGCACCGUCUUUGACUUUUUUACACUGCAAGAAGCAACUGAAAACUUCUCAGAGGACCUUAAGAUCGGCGAAGGUGGUUUCGGCAUUGUAUACAAGGGAAAGCUCCCAGACGGGCAAGAAGUAGCAGUAAAGAAACUUUUAGACAGUGCUACUGGACAUGGACUGCUGCAGCUACAUAAUGAAUUGCAGGUAUUGGCAACGCUUCAGCAUAAGAACCUUGUCAGGUUGCACGGGUUUUGCGUGCAUCAGAACCAGAAGAUGCUUGUUUAUGAAUACAUCAAGAACGGAAGCCUCGACAACUUUCUGUUUGAAGACACUGAAACGGGAAAUAAGCUAAGUUGGGAUCAGCAGUACAACAUCAUUGUUGGCAUUGCCAAGGGAAUAAUGUACCUUCAUGAGGAUUCAAGAAUUAGGAUCAUUCAUCGAGACCUGAAAGCCAACAACAUCCUGCUUGAUGAGAACGCGGAUCCAAAGAUUUCAGACUUCGGACUAGCAAGGCUGCUGGGAGACCAUACGCAGACCAAAACAGCUACGGUUGCUGGAACAUAUGGUUACAUGGCUCCAGAGUACGCAAUACACGGAAGUGUAUCACCAAAAAUCGACAUUUUCAGCUUUGGUGUGCUAGUGCUUGAAAUUGUAACUCGGAGAAGGAACACCAGUUUUAAUGACUGCGAUACCGUGAAUCUCCUGAGCGAUGUAUGUAACCUCGUUUUGCACUGCAGAAAUCCACAUCAUCUCAUCACUGGAACUGAAGUUUCAACUGACAAACUUGUGGCCAACAUCUUGCAGGUAUGGAAAUGCUGGAUACAAGGGAUGGCGUCGCAGUUCGUUGACCAAACCCUCGAUGGAUUCUCUCGAACCCAAGCGCUAAGAUGCAUCCAAAUUGGGCUGCUCUGCGUCCAGUCUGAUCCUGACGACAGGCCUGACAUUUCAUCCGUCGUUUCCAUGUUGACAAGGGACAGCAUGGAGCUUCAGGCACCGGCACAGCCUGCGUUUUUCUUUGGGAGAGCCUCACCUGUUGUUUCUCAGCCGUAUGAGGAACACUUUUGUGGUUAUGACCAGUCUGAUGUGAUCUUCCAAGAAGGUAUCACAGUGAACGAGGUCACACUCACUGAUCCAUAUCCUAGAUAAGCUGAUGAUACAUAUCAAUUAUCAAUCUCCCCAAGACAAUAAUGUGGAGUGCAUAUAUAUACCAAUGAGAAUGUGAAUUACUUUGACAUUUAUUUUUGUUCAGAACUGCAGUACUAAAUGAUAGUGAACGAA